UGCUGCAGGGGCAGGCGCCACUGCUGCAGCAGCGCGGAGGCCGAGACCCAGACCAACUACUCCAACCUCCAGGUGUCUUCUGCGGAGGUACGCAUUGGGCCCAUGAGACUGACGCAGGAUCCUAUCCAGGUUUUGCUGAUCUUUGCCAAGGAGGACAGUCAGAGUGAUGGAUUCUGGUGGGCCUGUGACAGAGCCGGUUACAGAUGCAAUAUCGCCCGGACGCCAGAGUCAGCCCUUGAGUGCUUCCUGGAUAAACAUCAUGAAAUUAUUGUGAUUGAUCACAGACAGGCUCGGCACUUCGAUGCGGAGGCUGUGUGCAGGUCGAUCCGGGCCACAAAUCUCGCGGAGCACACAGUGAUCCUCGCGGUGGUUUCACAAGCAUCGGGCAACCAUGAAGAGGCCUCAGUCCUCCCUCUUCUGCAUGCAGGCUUCAGCAGGAGAUUUGUGGAGAACAGCAGCAUCAUUGCCUGCUAUAAUGAACUGAUUCAAAUAGAACAUGGGGAAGUUCGCUCGCAGUUUAAACUCCGGGCCUGUAAUUCAGUGUUUACAGCAUUAGACCACUGUCAUGAAGCCAUAGAAAUAACAAGCGAUGAGCAUGUGAUUCAGUAUGUCAACCCAGCCUUCGAAAGGAUGAUGGGCUACCACAAGAACGAGCUGCUCGGGAGAGAACUCGCGGAGCUGCCCAAAAGCGAUAAGAACCGGGCAGACCUCCUCGACACCAUCAACACGUGCAUCAGGAAGGGCAAGGAGUGGCAAGGGGUUUACUACGCCAAGCGGAAGUCCGGGGACAGCAUCCAACAGCACGUGAAGAUCACCCCAGUGAUUGGCCAAGGAGGGAAAAUUAGGCAUUUUGUCUCCCUCAAGAAACUGUGUUGUACCACUGACAAUAAUAAGCAGAUUCACAAGAUUCAUCGAGAUUCAGGAGACAAUUCUCAGACAGAGUCUCAUUCAUUCAGAUACAAGAGCAGGAGGAGGGAGUCCGUUGAUGUGAAAUCGAUAUCAUCUCGAGGCAGUGAUGCGCCAAGCCUGCAGAACCGUCGCUAUCCAUCCAUGGCAAGGAUCCAUUCCAUGACCAUCGAGGCCCCCAUCACAAAGGUUAUAAAUAUAAUUAAUGCAGCCCAAGAAAACAGCCCUGUUACAGUAGCAGAAGCCUUGGACAGAGUUUUAGAAAUUUUACGGACCACAGAACUGUACUCCCCUCAGCUGGGCACCAAAGACGAAGAUCCUCACACCAGUGAUCUCGUUGGAGGCCUGAUGACUGAUGGCCUGAGAAGGUUGUCAGGAAACGAGUAUGUGUUCACUAAGAAUGUGCACCAGAGUCACAGUCAUCUUGCAAUGCCAAUAACCAUCAAUGAUGUCCCCCCUUGUAUCGCCCAAUUACUUGAUAAUGAGGAAAGUUGGGAGUUCAACAUUUUUGAGUUGGAAGCUGUUACACAUAAAAGGCCAUUGGUUUACUUGGGCUUAAAGGUCUUUUCCCGGUUUGGAGUAUGUGAAUUUUUACGCUGUUCUGAAACAACUCUUCGGGCCUGGCUCCAAGUGAUUGAAGCCAACUACCACUCCUCCAAUGCUUACCACAACUCCACCCAUGCCGCGGAUGUCCUGCACGCCACCGCCUUCUUCCUGGGAAAGGAGAGAGUGAAGGGAAGUCUGGACCAGCUGGAUGAGGUGGCAGCGCUAAUUGCUGCCACAGUCCAUGACGUGGACCACCCAGGAAGAACCAACUCUUUCCUCUGCAACGCAGGCAGUGAACUUGCUGUGCUCUACAAUGACACGGCCGUCUUGGAGAGUCACCACACAGCCCUGGCCUUCCAGCUGACAGUCAAGGACAGCAAAUGCAACAUCUUCAAGAACAUUGACAGGAACCAUUAUCGAACACUGCGCCAGGCUAUUAUUGACAUGGUUUUAGCAACAGAGAUGACAAAACACUUUGAACAUGUGAACAAAUUUGUGAACAGCAUCAACAAGCCAAUGGCAGCUGAGGUUGAGGGCAGCGACUGUGAAUGUAACCCUAUUGGGAAGAACUUUCCUGAGAACCAAAUCCUGAUCAAGCGCAUGAUGAUUAAGUGUGCCGAUGUGGCCAACCCGUGCCGCCCCCUGGACCUGUGCAUCGAAUGGGCCGGGAGGAUCUCUGAGGAGUACUUCGCACAGACUGAUGAAGAGAAGAGACAGGGACUGCCUGUGGUGAUGCCAGUGUUUGACCGGAAUACCUGUAGCAUCCCCAAGUCACAAAUUUCCUUCAUUGACUACUUCAUAACAGACAUGUUCGAUGCUUGGGACGCCUUUGCACAUCUGCCAGCACUGAUGCAACAUUUGGCCAAUAACUACAAACACUGGAAGACAUUAGAUGACCUGAAGUGCAAAAGUCUGAGGCUUCCAUCUGACAGCUGAAGCCAAGACAGAGAAGGGGACCUCUUUCUGUCAAGGGCAUGUGAAUCCCAGUAGUGUAAACGAGAGGCUUUCCUUUAUAAUGAAAAUGACAAGUGUAGGUCAAGGAGCUAAUGUUUAAUAUUUGACCUUGAAUCAAGUCCCCAGAUUUUAUUUUUACAAAGAUAUGUUCUUUAUACAAGCAGUGACAGAACAAAUACAUGGCAAAAUCCUUUGCCAUGCUGUCACCCUGUGUGCCCUUAUCAACCAUGGAGAUGAAUGACUGUAACUAGCAGGACAUAUACAGCACAGACUUGGUGCCUCUGAGCCCAUCUCCCUGGAUGGAGACCAAGUAGUUUAGAUAGUGUUCAGCUCAUAUCUUACCAUAAAAAUCACCAUCACUGUUUAGCUUGACUAUUUUCCUCAAGAGCUUUGGUCUGGAGGAUUCAUACUAUCUAAGAAAAGAAACUAUAUAUAAAAUGAACAACUAGGACCAAAUUAUUGAUAAACCAGUUAGCUUCACUGGCUGUUUCUUCUGAUUGAUGUUAUGACACCCAAGUUAGAACCCAGCCUUGUCCUGUUGAGUGCCUUCUAGACUGGUAGUAGCUGCCUAUAUCCCUCUCUCCUAUAAAAGGCAUUCAUCUUAACAGAAAGCCAUCCAUGAUGGGGAAGGGAGUGACAUUUUGUUUUGGGGGACUCUAUGAGAUCCCCUUAUUUCUGGUUAUCAGAGGCAGUCACAAGGCACUAUAGUAUAAUAUAAAAGCCAUUAAAUCUGAAUGCCCUUGGACAAGCUUUUUUAAAAAAAGAAAAAAUUUAUAUACAUUUGCUGUUGAAAAUUUUUAUGAAAUCUAAAUUUUCUGGAUAUAAGUCAAUCAAGUAUGUUGUACCAUGUACCAUCUCUACGUAUAUAUUUGGGGAGGGGAUUUGGGAAGUUUCAAGGUUCAUAUAUUUUUAACCUAUCUGUAUUUGCAAUCAUGCCAUUUUCCUUUAAUGAUGUAAAAAUAUUGCAAGAUGUGUAAAUAUAUUAGAAAAUAGACAUAUGGGGAAACAGUAAAUACUAUUAAUUGUAUGCUAAAGCUUCUAAAGCACAAGUGCAUAUUUUUAUACAGCUCUUUUCACAACUUUCUGUGAUCUACAUGAAGUCGGACUUGAGUAUUUUUCCUUUCUUUUAUCAGUCAACCCUUCUCUAUGUAUUAUAAACUCAGUAAACAAAAUAUCUUCAUUUUUCUUCCAAAUUCUUUGUACUCCAUGCUGCAUUUUUAAGAGGUAUAAACAGAGACUGAAUUAACUGAAUCAGUAGUUACUUUUUUCAAACAAAAAUUGGAAUGCAGAACACUUGGAAUUAGUACAUGGGGAAAAAAAUGUCUUAUCACUACAUAAUGUGCCAAUAUUUUUUUAAUGUUUUAUACCAAAAAUGGAAACAUAUAUGACAAUUCCAUGCAAAGAAGUGUAUCUAAAUUAUUUUAGGUAAGAAAACUUGCUUGGUCAGGACAGCAGCUAGCAUUGUAUUAUAAUGCUGCAUUAUGUAAAUGAUGAAAAUGUUUUUGUGAGAUACUUGUAACUAAAUUCUUACAGCCAUUUUUCAUUUCCAACAGCUAUUUUUUAUUGUACCUUCUUUUUGACCUAAGUUUUUCAUAACUUCAAAUUUUCGGUUUAGUGUCCUUUAUUUCAUGAGUCAUACACUUUGUUUUCAGAAUUCAGGGUAUCAGAAUCCCAUUUAAGGAGCUAAAUACUUUGCCUAGGCUUCAGAAGCUUGCUUGAGGCGAGGACAAUCUUUUCCUGACCAUCUCUCUUUCAGUUACAUUUGUACCAAAAGGGAGAAAGAGUGCUCUGAUAUAAAGCUGAUGAAGAUGAUUAAAUCUCAGUGACCACUGCAAGAAACUACCUAAGUGAAGCCUGUCUCAAGCAUUUCAUUUCUGAGUCAAUGGUAAGAUGAACCAGGCACUUUGGACUGCCGUCUCUGACUGGAACACUUUACUCACCAAGCUCUCACCCCUGGCAUGUAAGAGGGCAGCGGCUAGUGUAGUACCAAUCUAGCCAAUAGCUCUUCAGGCCAAUUCACACUGAGGAGAAAAAUACAUCCUCAUUAAAAUUCCUACUGAUUUGAGUUUAUAGGAAUUUUAGUAGCUAGAACUAAAAAUAAAAAAUGAUUUAACAAAUUAGUUGGCACCAGAGAUUCAAAUUUGCUCUACAGAACCUUGAUAAUUAGUUAUUAAAGAUGAGAGGAAUUUAUAAGAGAAAGGAUAUAUUUAAAUUUAUCACAAGGAUUCUUAAUCAAAUGGGCUCUAAUGAUAACCAAAGAAUAAAAAGCUUAUAAUUAAAACCACAACUUUACUGUUCUGUUUGAACCUUAGAACAGCACUCACUGCUUCAGCAGCAUAUGUACAAUUAUGCACUCUCCAUUUCCUACAGGGAAGAAAGUUCCCGGGAGAGCUCAAGUUACAUUCAAGUUAUGCUACAUCCUACCUCUUCCUCAGUGGGUUUUUCCUCCCAAAACACCUUCUAUAAUUAUCAUGUAUACUUAUUUCCUUAAAUAAAAUUUUAAAGAAAUGAAAAAGGAUACGUAAGCUAUUCAUUUGAGAACAAAGGUAUUCCAAAAUCCAAAGACUAAAUGAAAGAAACUAUAUGCAACUUUAAAAAAAUCUAAUGAUGAAUAAGAAUUGAAUUAGAGGUAAUAAAAUUAUACUAAAGAAAGAGGUUCUGAGUACUAUGCUCAUUUACCACAAGCUCAUAAUUUCUGGGGUAAAAUUUUCUAAAGCAUAAAUUUUUCAAAUUGUAAGGACACUAUGGUAUACUUUCAUUCUGUAUCAACAGAUACUUGUAUUGUGAUCUUAAAACUUCAACUUUUGAAAAUUCACUGCUAAAAUACUUGUGGUAUAUUCUUUGGUGGAUGUACUCACACCUAAGAAGCAACUUGUUGCUGGUUUGCAUGCCCCCCCCCCC
Myotis brandtii (Brandt's bat) is the source of this 5307-nucleotide messenger RNA. RefSeq names its product phosphodiesterase 8B (gene PDE8B). Gene Ontology annotation, molecular function: 3',5'-cyclic-AMP phosphodiesterase activity. Gene Ontology annotation, biological process: signal transduction. The record is from RefSeq and is a predicted model, not a curated record. The transcript is spliced from 23 exons. Lineage: Eukaryota; Metazoa; Chordata; Mammalia; Chiroptera; Vespertilionidae. Bases 103 to 2388 code for a protein of 761 amino acids.